GUAUUUUAGACACGUACGCAGGUGUGAGUCUAAAAUGGAGGCCGCAUGGUGACGUGAGAAUUUCACUUUGUCGUUACUCGGGUGUGGCCCAUCACUUCCGCGAGGCGAACAACUUCCAGCAUGCCAUUGCUUAGCAAAACUUUGUUCUACAGAGCUCGACAUUGAAACGUCAUUUUGCGGGUGAAAGCCACCGGGGAGCUGUAAAGCUAGACGUCCCUUGAUGCAAAGACCAAGAACCGGAUCUCUCCCCACACGGUGGCUUCCCCUUCCACGCCCCUAUUGGUGACCCUAUAAAUGGAAUCAUGUGCGGGACUUCUGGAACAGACAAAAUGGGGAUUUACAGAAAAAUGAAGCUGGUGCUGCUUGCGUGCCAUCUCGCCAUCUUGGGAAUUGGAGGUCAGACACCACCCGAGUGCGCUACGAGUGACACCAACAGAGCCCCAGAAAACUCUGACAUAAUGGUCUACUGCGGAACGGACCGCAUGGACCUGAGCAUCUACCUAUGCCCCAUGUACCAAGCCCUCUACAACGAGUCCCUCAUGGUGCUGAACAACGAGUUAAACAACGAAGAAUGUUUCGGCGUGGCCGACUUCACCGUCGUCCCGCCCGUCUUAAAUUUCAGCUUCCCUAUAAACGAAAGCUCCACGGCGUCAUGCGGGAACAUGUUCACCGUCACCGACGAGGUGGGCACGGGCGACUUCGCCGACUUCUCCAACGUGCAGUUUGUCAACAUUUCCGGCACGGUGAAUUCCAUCGACCCGUCGGCCGGCAUGAUCACUUAUAGGCCGCAGCUCCUCUACAUGUUCUCCUGCGUCUACCCGAUGCAAUACAUCCUCAACAACACCGAGCUGGGCGUAUCCGGUGUGAACGUGGCCAUUAAAGACAACAACGGCAGCUUCAUCAGUACGCUGAGCUUGGAGUUAUUCCAAGAUGCUCAGUACCAAGAACCUCUUACCAUCCCGGAGACGGGACUCCAACUGAAGACCAAAAUCUACGUCACCGUACGAGCCACCAAUUUAACAGAAAGGUUCAACGUGCUGCUGGAUCGAUGUUACGCUACCACGAGCCCUUACCCGAACUUCAACAACUUCUAUGACCUUUUUAUCGGUUGCACACGUGACGAGCAGACCGAGGUGCUGCUCAACGGCGACUCCCAGGAGGCGCACUUCUCCUUCGAGGCCUUUCGAUUCGUGGAGCACAAGAAUCUGACGGUGUCCACGUUCUAUCUUCAUUGUGUGACGAGAUUGUGCGAAGUGUCCUCCUGUGAUGCAUUGAAGCCUGAUUGUUCCGGUACCCGAAGAAAAAGAGACGUUGAGGAAGUGUUGGCUAAUGCUACAGUCACCUCACAGGCCAUUUUUGUGGCCAAAAAGAGCACAGAAGAUUUUCAAACUAACGCAGCUUAUUUGGGUUCGUCAGCGAGCCGCUACAGCGACCCAGUGGUGGCGAUCAUCUUCUGUAUUGUCAUCUUGACUGGUUUUAGAUUCUAGAUUCCUUUCUUUAAUAUAUUGUAUUUACCAUAUUUAGCUUUGUUUUUCCCAUAAGGACAACUCGUUCAAAAGCACCUUAUUUUUAAGUGUAACCUUUAUUUAACAUAGACAAACUGAACAACUGCUUUGUUAGUCUCUGGAAUUUAGUGUGAAAAUCAAGAAUAAAUAUUGUUGGAAUCUUA
Messenger RNA from Syngnathus typhle (broad-nosed pipefish), 1669 nucleotides. RefSeq names its product zona pellucida-like domain-containing protein 1. The record is from RefSeq and is a predicted model, not a curated record. Gene Ontology annotation, cellular component: cell surface. Lineage: Eukaryota; Metazoa; Chordata; Actinopteri; Syngnathiformes; Syngnathidae. Bases 303 to 1487 code for a protein of 394 amino acids. The transcript is spliced from 13 exons.